GAUCGUGUGAAAUUUACUAUUUUUAAAUUUGCCUUGUAUCGAUAUAUAAUAACAGAUAAAUAUCAAAAAUGUAAAUAAAUUGUUUAAGUAACUGAUAUAUGUCGAUUUCUGGACUAUACGCGUUUAAGCGACCAAAACAAGCAGAGGACAGAAGAAUGGCCGCCAUACGAAAGAAGUUGGUUAUAGUUGGGGAUGGUGCUUGCGGAAAAACCUGCCUUUUAAUUGUGUUUAGUAAAGAUCAAUUCCCAGAAGUUUACGUACCAACUGUGUUCGAGAACUAUGUUGCUGAUAUUGAAGUAGAUGGUAAACAGGUGGAGUUGGCGCUGUGGGAUACAGCUGGGCAGGAGGAUUACGACAGACUGCGUCCCCUCUCCUACCCAGACACAGAUGUCAUUCUCAUGUGCUUCUCUAUCGACAGUCCCGACAGCUUGGAAAACAUCCCCGAGAAGUGGACGCCCGAGGUGAAACACUUCUGUCCGAACGUCCCCAUCAUCCUCGUCGGCAACAAGAAAGAUACGCGUAACGAUGAAGCCACCCGACGUGAACUUAUGAAAAUGAAACAAGAGCCUGUUCGUCUAGAAGAUGGGCGAACGAUGUCAGAACGCAUAGCAGCAUUCUGCUACCUGGAAUGUUCGGCUAAAACAAAGGAAGGUGUUCGGGAAGUGUUUGAGCAAGCAACCAGGGCGGCUUUGCAAGUGGAGUUGGCGCUGUGGGAUACAGCUGGUCAGGAAGAUUACGACAGACUGCGUCCCCUCUCCUACCCAGACACGGAUGUCAUUCUCAUGUGCUUCUCUAUCGACAGUCCCGACAGCUUGGAAAACAUCCCUGAGAAGUGGACACCCGAGGUGAAACACUUCUGUCCGAACGUCCCCAUCAUCCUCGUCGGCAACAAGAAGGAUACGCGUAACGACGAGAACACCAAGCGAGAGUUGAUGAAAAUGAAGCAGGAGCCAGUCCGUACGGACGAGGGAAGAAGCAUGUCGGAAAAAAUCAAUGCUUUUAGCUAUCUAGAGUGUUCAGCCAAAACCAAGGAGGGCGUUCGUGAGGUGUUCGAAACUGCCACCCGUGCCGCUCUACAGGUGAAAAAGAAGAAGGGCAGGGGGUGUCAGCUGUUAUAAUGAUUGGUGCGAGCGUAUUUGGAAUGGUUGGCCUGACUGGUGAAUGGAGCUGGUGUGAGCAGAGACAUGUUUUCACUGUGCAAUUGGCUUGUAUUAUGUGACUCUGUGAACCUAUAGAAGUGACAUCUUUCAUCUACCUGUAGUUAAGACCAAGACCUGUGACAAUAUGUCAAUUAACUAAAGCACCACAGCUUAUGAUGUCUGUUGGAUAUUUUCUAGCAAAUAAUUGCUCUGUUAUGAAAUUUCUUUCUGUUAACAUACAAACAUCUUGACAUUAGAACUGUUAAAAUAUUCCAUCAAUUUUCUUUCUUUUUUUUGUCGAAAGGGAAUCUAUUAAUUGCCACUGUUGUCAUUAGUAAAUCUGCGAUUUAAAGAAAGAGCCAUAGAAUGUAACAUUUUCACUUUCACUCAGAAAAUGGUCAGAAAUUGAACUGUUAAUGAAUCGGCAGACACCUGUUCAUCCAUUAUAAUUUUUGGUCUGUGUUAACUUUCUUAUUUCGUAUGCAGAAAGUGAGUGAUGAAUUCACCAUUGAGCACACGCCAUUGCUAUAAUAUGUUGCCAUCUCCAGAAUUCACAUUGUGUGGCUGUUUGCACGAACAAAAUAUGAGGCAUGUUAGACAUAUAAUUAUAGAAUGCAACAAUUAGUAUCGGCUUCAUUUCAUGACGCAUAUCCAUUUGGAUAGUCUUGUUCAUUUUAUAGUUCUUAAAUAUUAAGAACACCUUUCUUAAUUUAAAAUAUACUUUAAACAAAAGUAAAAAAAGCCAUUCCUCCUUGUUAAAAUGAAAAAGUUUAUGAAGCUUUAACACUAAACACAAGUGAGCAUCAAAAGUGCAAAUGAUAGACGGUGCUAAACCGUAAGCCAGAAUGUGUGUGUCUUGUAUUUAAUUUAACUGUAAAAUAGUGAGAAAGCAGUGUUCUUAUUGCUGCUAAGCUGUAUCUGCUAAAAAUGUUGUAGAUAAGUUUGAUGGAAGAGUGUAAUUGAUUCUUAAUAUACACAAACUUUCUUAGUUCAUAAGUUUAUUAAUCUAUUCUGUUUAUUGUAUUCAUUUAACUUUCAUGUACCGUAAUGUUUAUGUAACUGUACUUUCUAACCCGUGCCUGUGUUCAAUGGCACAAAUUACAAAAAGAUGUAUUUUUUGUGAUAAUCAGUUCUAUAUAUAUCUGGUAAUCUUCAUGCUUCCUGCAAUAUUGUUUUUGUAUAGCUCAUACAGUACAAACGUGGGAGCAUUUCCUUACAAAUACAUGUAUUACGAUAUUUACUGUUGGUUGUGGAAGAUAAGUAUGCUGCCUAUGUAUGCUACAAAUUAUCCAUUAUUUUAUUAGUGUAUUUUGGUUAAAUCUGCUGUAAUUUUACUUUGAAUAUGUAAGUUUUCUUUGAUAAGUUUUUGGCAUGCAAAUUGCUGAAGAAUUAAUAGGGUGUUUUAGUUUUAAAAUAAUUCCUUGUUUGGAAUCAUAAUUAUUACUACAAUUUAAAUGCACAACUCAGAAUUAUCAAACAUUAAAGAAUUACGUUAACAUUUUUUAUACAGAUAAUUUUUUUGCAAUGAAAGAUGAUUAUAAUUAUAUAAAGUUAUAAUUUUAAUAUAUUAAUUUGUGACAAUAUCCCUUAAAUAUUGUGUGAAUGUUUUUGUAUUUUCGAGAUUUAUGCAAAUGUAGCUCAUUUAAUAAAUUUCCUUUCAUCA
Molecule: messenger RNA, 2802 nt
Organism: Dreissena polymorpha
Lineage: Eukaryota; Metazoa; Mollusca; Bivalvia; Myida; Dreissenidae
Product: ras-like GTP-binding protein RHO
Exons: 4
Coding region: 99-1118 (339 amino acids)
Biological process (GO): small GTPase-mediated signal transduction; cell migration
Molecular function (GO): GTPase activity; GTP binding
Source: RefSeq, a predicted model, not a curated record